ACAGCGGUCCAGUCUUCCUUAAAUAUAAAUAACGUCAAUCUGUAGAUAUCGACAUGGAUAAGAUAAAUAAUACACACCUGGGGUCAAAAAAUAUAAAAAUGUCGUCUUUACUAUAUGUAUUCUAUGAACUCCUUGCUUUAAGUUUUUGUGAACAUGUUGUCAGCCAACCGACGGCAAUAGUGGAAACACAAUGUGGAUUAGUGGAAGGUAAAUACAAUGGCGAAGGAUACGCUUUUCGUGGAAUUCCAUACUCUCUGCCACCCACAGGAAGUAGACGAUGGAAACCGCCAACUCCACUCAAUAAAGUCUCCGGAAACUGCUGGGAUGGUACUUUCAAGGCUUAUGACUAUGGAAACACAUGUAUGCAGAGAAACCCAGAGAACCCUAAGGCAAUUUUAGGAAGUGAGGAUUGUCUUUACCUCAACGUGUGGACCCCAACCACCGAUAGAACUGCUAAUCUGCACGUAAUGGUGUGGAUCCAUGGCGGAAGUUUACAAAUUUCUAACGCCAACUGGCCUACUUAUUGUCCUUCAGAGGAGCUGGCGCGUGACACAAACAUAGUUUAUGUUGGUAUGAACUACCGUCUAAACGCGUUUGGUUUCAUGACCCUUACAAUGCUGUCGGAGCAUUCGCCGACCAACACUUCCGGUAAUUACGGAAUCAUGGAUCAAAUCCUGGCCCUGAGAUGGGUUCGGAAUAAUAUCAGGAAUUUUGGCGGAAACCCUGAUUCAGUCACACUAUUUGGCCAGAGCUCUGGAGGAACAAGCAUUGUUGCAUUGCUGGCUUCAGAACAGGCAAGGGGGUUGUUCCACAAGGCUUGGAUGCUUAGUGCUUCGUCUGUUUUCAACAAAACAUCUCAGGAUGCUUCCAAAGACAACAUUGUCUUUCUGAAAAAUACCGGAUGUACAAAUAUCACGUGUCUUUAUCAACUUCCGGGUUCAGAGGUAAUCAAUUCUGUUCCAUGGGAUGUGUACCCGUUUUGGGGGAUGUCUGACCAAGGUGACCUCCCCGUUAAAGGUCAUUUUGAUGGCGCCAUAGCAGUUGUAGACGGAGACGCUGUGACGUAUCCACCUUACAAGGCAUGGCAACAAGGCAUCGCUAUAGACGUUCCACUACUUAUAGGUACUACUGAGAAUGAGAUCGAUUUUAAUCCGACCCAUUUGACCAUGAACACGUGGAACUGGACAGAGUAUGAGCGACAGGUCAAAAGUCAUUUAGGAUCAUUUGGAUCUAAUGUAGCUGAAGAUGCAUUGGAUUUAUACCCGAUUAAUGUGACGUCACCAGAAUAUGAGUACACAAGGAUGGGUGCAGAUAUUCGUGUGGGAUGUCCUAAUGAUGAAAUGUCCAGAGUUAUCAGUAUGGGUAUGAAAUCACCGGUCUACAGAUACGUUGUGACGUCACAACCUUCGGAACCUGUUCAUGCACUCGGAAUGCCUUUUCCUUCAUCGUAUGCCUUCCACAUGUGGGACCAAUUUGCAUAUUUUGAUACCAUUAAAGAUUACAUUAAGCCACCAGCUUCUUCCGAUAAGAGAUUUCAGGAGACGGUUAGGCGGGAAGUUUUGUCUUUCGUCCGAACAGGUGCGCCGUCUACCGAUAGCUGGCAGCCAUAUUUACGUGGCGUGACAGCACUUCUGUCUGAGGACAUAUCUAUCGUGCCUCAAUAUAAAAAGGGAACUUGUUUAUUUUGGUCCAUGAAUGGGUUGCUAAACUACGGAUGGAUCAAUUGAAUUUGCACGUGUCAUAUGUUUUGUCACGUCGUUUAUGAUUAACAGCCCUAUGUCUCUCAUUAGCUGUGGGUUUUUUUUAAAGCAUAAUAAACCAUUUAAUUGUAUGUGCAAAUUAUUAUCAAAAUAUAAAGUAAAGAGAUA
This is a messenger RNA of Mizuhopecten yessoensis (Yesso scallop), 1868 nucleotides long. RefSeq names its product para-nitrobenzyl esterase-like. The record is from RefSeq and is a predicted model, not a curated record. The transcript is spliced from 4 exons. Lineage: Eukaryota; Metazoa; Mollusca; Bivalvia; Pectinida; Pectinidae. Bases 54 to 1727 code for a protein of 557 amino acids.